AUGGAUUCAGAUUUCAUUGAGAGGCUACAAAAAAUACAACUCACGGAAGAAGAGGGUGAAGUAGUCAAGAUAAACUUAGCCCACAGAGAGAAGACUAUUGAAGAAUGUUCACUCACACUGUUAGGCAGAUUCCUAACUAACAGACCAUACAACCAAAGAGCAGCAAAAUCACUACUACGAUCUGUGUGGAAGCUUGGAAAUGACUUGAGGAUCGUGGAUGUGGGGGAAGGGCUAUUUCAAUUUCGAUUUAAGCUGGAGAGCCAAUUAACUUGGGUAUUAGAAAAUGGCCCUUGGAGUUUUGACAACAAUCUUUUGGUUCUUCGACGAUGGGAGAGGGGUAUGACAGCAAACUCUGUCACUUUUCCAACCCUUCCUAUAUGGGUUCAAGUAUGGGGUUUACCUUUUGACUUGAUAAAUGAAGAAGCGGGGUGGGAAAUUGGCAAAGGGCUAGGUCAAGUGUAUGAGGUAGACAACAAAACUUUCCUAUCGGAUCAAGCUCGUUUCAUCAGAAUUCGAGUUGGGAUCCCUUUGGAAAAGCCGAUUCGUCGAGGUGGAUGGGUUGCAAAUCCUGAGGGAGACCAGGUGCAAGUUGGUUUCAAGUACGAACGGCUGGUGGGAUUAUGCUACCAAUGUGGUAAGCUCGGCCAUGAGAUGAAGGAUUGCUCAGUUCAGGGGUCCUCACAGCAAGCGGAAAAGCCAUAUGGAGAUUGGCUAAAGGCGGGCUUUCGCCGGAAGGACAUGGGAGCAGACCGGGCAAAAACCAAUGCGCCACCACCUGCACCGGCGCUAGAACCAUCACAGAGCCAUACGGUUGCAAUUAAUUCCCAUGAUGAGGUGGCGGGAAGUAUGGGAAUUAAUGACAAUCAUGAACGGACAGACAACGGCUCAGAAAUAAAUUGCCCGAAAUCUCAUGUAACGGUUUCUCAGAAAAUCCAGGUCAGUGAGGAAGUAAAUACAGAGCACUUAUGGGGAGCGAAAUUUUCGGAACCGGACAGCAUUAAUGGGGUGAGUAAUACGCAGAUGGGAAUAAGGGGAAUGGAGAUUACCGGUUUAGAGACAGCUGCCUUACAUGCGUUGAAUUCAACGCUCAUCAACGUGCCUAUCAAUUAUGAGAAACGGCAAACACAUGCUGACCAAUCAAUAUGCAUACAGCAGCCACGUGAGAAGUCAUCUGUUUUGGAAACGCAUGCAAACCAUUGGCGAUUGACAGGAUUCUAUGGUUGGCCAGAGGAACAAAGGAAGCAAGAAUCAUGGCAACUCCUAAAACACCUCCACUCUAGACACUCCGUCCCAUGGCUUUGCUUUGGGGAUUUCAAUGAAAUCCUUCAAUCAGAAGAGAAACAAGGCGGAUUGCCUAAACCAUUGGCCCCCAUGCUGAAUUUUCGGGAAGCUCUUUGUAUUGUGGGUUGGUGGAUUUGGGUUACCAGGGAACGAUUGGAUAGGGCAUGCGCCACGAUUGAAUGGAGGGAUAAAUUUGCUCAAGUGCAAGUCACUCACCUUGAGGCAUCUUAUUCGGACCACAACCCAAUUCUUGUCACUACUCACAUUCGGCCUCACCCCACCUUGAAGAAGAAGAUACCACACAGAUUUGAGGAGAGAUGGGCCACUCACCCUGACUGUGAAAAUAUCAUACAGAUGGCAUGGGACUCAAUUGUACCGAAUGGAAGCCCAAUGGCGAAGCUGUUUGAAAAAAUAAAAAGAUGUCGUUUUGCCCUUGUUGAUUGGAGUCGAAUUACCUUUGGACUCUCAAAACCACAAUUGCAGGAAAAACAAAAAAUCUUGGAAGAGUUGUGCAUACAGAACAGAGCCGAGAAUGUAAGAACCAUCAAAAGCCUUAAGGCCGAAAUUACAAACAUUAUCCACCAAGAUGAGCUUUUUUGGCGACAAAGAUCCCGAUCAAUUUGGCUACCUGCUGGAGACAAGAACACAAAAUAUUUUCACAACCGUGCUAGCCAACGCCGAAGAAAGAACCAUAUCUCUGGAGUGUUUGAUUCUGAUGAGAGAUGGUGCACUUCUGAUGAGCAAAUUGCCAAAGUAGCCGAAUCUUACUUCCAAGAAUUGUUCUCCACGGCCCACCCACAAAACAUGGAGAGUGUCUUACAAUCAGUUCAACGAAAAGUCACCCCACACAUGAAUGAGAGCCUAACCCGUCCAUACACUGCUGAUGAAGUCAGAUUGGCCCUUUUUCAGAUGCACCCAUCAAAAUCACCCGGACCGGAUGGUAUGUCCCCUUUUUUCUUUCAGAAAUAUUGGCAUAUUAUAGGCAAUGAUGUUACUGAAGCUAUUUUAUCUUUUUUACGAUCUGCCCAUAUGUUGAAAAAAAUGAACCACACACAUAUUGUCUUGAUCCCAAAAAAGAAAGACCCAAAAUACCUGGUAGACUAUAGACCCAUUAGCUUGAGCAAUGUUGUGUCUCGGAUAAUUUCAAAAGUUAUUGCUAAUCGAUUGAAGCUUAUCUUGCCUAAUGUGAUUUCUGACUCUCAGAGUGCCUUUGUGCCAAACCGUCUUAUUACUGAUAAUACAACAGUUGCCUAUGAGAUUCUACACAGAAUGAGAAACAGAAGAAGAGGGAAAGUGGGCCAAAUGGCGGUUAAGCUGGACAUUAGUAAAGCCUAUGAUCGGGUAGAGUGGUCUUUUUUGCAGGGUAUUAUGCAGAAAUUGGGAUUUGAUCCAAGAUGGGUGAACUUGGCCAUGGAGACAGUCACUACAGCUUCUUAUUCAGUCUUCAUCAAUGGGGAGCCCAAGGGGUGGAUCACUCAAUCUAGGGGUAUUAGGCAAGGAGACCCACUAUCUCCUUACCUUUUCCUCUUGUGUGCAGAAGGCCUCACAGCACUAUUGAAUAAGGCAGUUGAGAAUCGGGUGGUAAAUGGAAUUAUGUCUAGCCAAAAUGGGGUGUGUAUCUCCCACCUCCUUUUUGCAGACGAUAGUUUACUAUUUUGUAAAGCCACGGUUGGAGAGUGUCAACAACUUUUGAGUAUUCUUGGCCAAUAUGAGGCUGCAUCGGGACAAGCAAUCAAUCGCCAAAAAACCUCCCUAUUUUUUAGCAAGAACACAAAUCCGGAAAUACGGAGAUUGAUCCAACAACAAAUGGGGGCUAGAGUAAUGACCAAUACUGACAAAUACCUUGGUCUACCAAUGACUUGUGGUAAAUCAAAGGUAAACACCUUCAAAGAACUAGAAGAAAAAAUUUCCAAGCGUGUGUUGGGGUGGAAGGAGAAGUUUAUAUCAAAGGCAGGCCGGGAGGUCCUUAUAAAAACAGUGGCACAAGCAAUCCCCACAUACGCCAUGAGCCUUUUUAAGCUUCCCAAAACCAUGUGUGACUCCAUCAAUUCCUUGCUAGCAAAAUAUUGGUGGGGACAAAACAAGGAAGAGAGAAAGAUCCAUUGGGUUAAUUGGAAAAAACUAUGCACAAGCAAGCAGGAAGGGGGGAUGGGUUUUAGAGAUUUGCACUCUUUCAACUUGGCUAUGCUCUCAAAGCAAGCAUGGAGACUAACCCAAGACACAAAUUCCCUGUUUUACAAGGUGUAUAAGGCGCGGUACUUCCCUAAUUGUUCAUUCAUGACAGCUCAAUUGGGGAGCAACCCGUCCUUUGUUUGGAGAAGCCUACUAGCAGCAAGAGACAUCAUCUUCAAUGGAUCAAAGUGGCGGGUGGGAGACGGCAAAACAGUGGGGGUCUACUCUCAUAAAUGGCUGUCUCACCCUCCAAUUCCUCUGAAUGAACAAGCCCAAGACAUGAAGGUCUGUGAGCUCUUGGAUGUUCAGUCUCGGCAAUGGGACAGGGGAAAAAUAGAGACUUUGUUUGCACCAAGGACAAGGCAGGAAAUUCUGGCAAUACCGUUGGACCACCUCAACUCUCCGGACUUGCUGGUUUGGACAGAAAAUGCAGCUGCAAAGUUCACUGUUAAAACUGCUUACCAACUUGCACUCCGCUUGACUAAGCAACCAUGGGCAGAACACUCUCUCAGCCGUGCCUAUAAGCCUAUUUGGAGCGGAAUCUGGGCACUCAACGUACCACCCAAAGUCCGAACGUUUUUAUGGAGAGCUUGCUCCAAUUGUCUUCCAACCAGGGAAAAUCUCCAUAGACGCCGAGUUCGAGUGGAUACCAGAUGUGAUCUCUGUCAUUACCGGUCCGAGAACACAAGCCACAUCUUAUGGGAAUGCCCAUUUGCACAAAAUGUGUGGGCAUUGAUGAGUAGCCGAAUCCAAAAAUGCAGAAACAUGGCUGACGACUUCUUCCAAUUAUUCAGAAUGGUGCGCGACAGACUCACCCAACGAGACCUUGAGCAAUGGGCAACUACGGUGUGGUCAAUUUGGAAUGCAAGAAACAGGUUCUACUUUGAGCAUGUCCAACUCCAACCAAAAGCAAUUGUUGAUGUCGCUUGCGGACUACUAGAGGAGUACCAACGGCUCAUGAAUAUACAGUAA
This is a messenger RNA of Quercus lobata, 4425 nucleotides long. RefSeq lists its product as uncharacterized. The coding region runs from base 1 to 4425 and encodes 1474 amino acids. Gene Ontology annotation, molecular function: zinc ion binding; catalytic activity; nucleic acid binding. The transcript is spliced from 3 exons. The record is from RefSeq and is a predicted model, not a curated record. Lineage: Eukaryota; Viridiplantae; Streptophyta; Magnoliopsida; Fagales; Fagaceae.